This is a messenger RNA of Apaloderma vittatum (bar-tailed trogon), 1152 nucleotides long. It is a transcript of the gene TMEM116, whose product is annotated as transmembrane protein 116. The record is from RefSeq and is a predicted model, not a curated record. Gene Ontology annotation, cellular component: plasma membrane. Gene Ontology annotation, biological process: adenylate cyclase-activating G protein-coupled receptor signaling pathway. Lineage: Eukaryota; Metazoa; Chordata; Aves; Trogoniformes; Trogonidae. Gene Ontology annotation, molecular function: G protein-coupled receptor activity. The coding region runs from base 1 to 1152 and encodes 383 amino acids. The transcript has 9 exons.
AUGGCCAUGCUCAGGUACCACAUGCUCAACCCCCUCCCCGGUCCCGCGGUGGAGCCGGGUUGUGCGAGGACGGUUUUCUCCAGGGGGAAAAAAGAGAAAAGCGCUUCUCCCGGGCGAGGAAGGAGCUCCCGUUCCGACUGUUUGCUUUGUUUCCUCAGCGUUAUAGGUUCCAGCUCGAUUAUUGCAUACGCCGUCUUUCAAAACGCCGUGCGUUCCCCCGAGGUUCGCCCGCUUUUCUACCUGAGCCUCUCUGACCUAUUUCUGGGCAUGUGCUGGCUCGCUGGGGCGGUUCUCUACAGCACCCCGACCUCCAGGCAGGAUCUCAUCUGCUACAACUUGCAAGCGACAGGACAGAUAUUCUACGUGGCCUCUUUCCUGUACACCGUCAACUACACCUGGCACCUCUACAUGGACCUAAAGAUGAAAUACAAUCAGAACCUCUUCAGGAUGCCCCCUCAGGUUGUGGAUUAUGCGAGUUGCAUUGGCCGAAUAGCAACGAUCUUGUCCAGCCUGAUCCCUUUCCUGCUCAUGGUGCCUGUGUUUUGCCUGGGCAACAGUAGUAAUUGCUACCAGAACUUCAGCCAGAAGCACGGGUGUCUCCUGAUGCACACGGAGGUGGCCGUGCCCACCAACGAGCCGCAAACCCUCAGUGGCUCUGUUUGCCGUGCGAUGCAUUUCUAUGGCAUCGGAGUCUUCCUCAUUUCCUUUCUGAUCAGCUUCGUAGCCAUUCUGGUUAUACUCAGUCAAGCCCGAGGUUUGUACAAAAGGUUUGUGAACUCCACAGGAUUCCUGGGGGAUCAGCAGUGGGCCAUGAUUAAGAUGGUAGAACAACGAGUGGUGUUUUACCCCGUCGCAUUCUUCUGCUGCUGGGCCCCAGCUGUCCUCCUGGCUAUACUGAAGCUGACUGUUUCGACAAACACCAAAAUCUACAUGGCUCUUCUAAUCCUGCAGGCUCUGACAGCAGCUUCUCAGGGGCUUCUGAACUGCAUCGUGUACGGUUGGACGCAGCACAUCUUCCUGUCGCUCAAACGCAACGCCUGCCGCGACGUUGACACUCAGACUCCUCUCCUGCGCUCGCAGAAGAAGUCCUACGCCAGCACACUCCCCGCCAGCCCACCGGAGGCAGAGGGGUCCACGUCCACCCUGCUCUGA